Messenger RNA from Arctia plantaginis, 981 nucleotides. The record is from the annotation of a GenBank genome assembly. Lineage: Eukaryota; Metazoa; Arthropoda; Insecta; Lepidoptera; Erebidae.
AUGACGGAUGUCGAAGAGUACAAUCAGCAAAAACCCGCCAAGACGGGUAAACAGCACAAUGUAUUACCGAUAUGGGGUAAUGAACAAACUAUGAACCUGAAUCCGCUAAUAUUAGCAAAUAUACAGGGCUCUAGCUACUUCAAAGUGCAUCUAUUCAAGUUGAAGACAUACCAUGAGGUCGUGGAUGAGAUCUACUAUCAGGUCAAGCACUUGGAGCCGUGGGAGCGCGGUAGCCGCAAGACUGCUGGCCAAACUGGCAUGUGUGGCGGCGUACGAGGUGUAGGUGCCGGUGGAAUUGUGUCCACAGCAUUCUGUCUUCUGUACAAACUGUACACAUUACGGCUGACUCGUAAACAGGUCAAUGGAUUAUUGCAACACACUGACUCACCCUAUAUCAGAGCACUUGGAUUCAUGUACAUCCGCUAUACACAGCCACCACAGGAUCUGUUCGACUGGUAUGCAGACUAUUUAGACGACGAAGAAGAAGUUGAUCCUCGCGCCGGUGGCGGGGGUUCAACCACCAUCGGAGCACUCGUGCGGCAGAUGCUCAUCAAGCUUGACUGGUUCAGUACACUUUUCCCGAGAAUUCCAGUCCCAAUACAGAAACAGAUUGAGCAGAAGUUAGGAGAGCACAACAGGCAAUCUGCAGCAUCAAAACCUGUAGCGAAUUUAAGCAACCGUGGAGCUGGCAAUGCUGGUGCUUAUAAUCCUGGCAGAAUGGACUCUGACAGAAGAGAACACGACGAUAGGGACAGACGAGAUUAUGCUGAUGGCGACAGGUACACUAAAGACAGAACACGUUACGAUGACCGGAACAGAGAACGUGAGCGGGACAGAGAUCGCGGGGAGCGGUCGGACCGCACAGAUCGCGACAGGGAACGACGGGACCGUGAUCGUCGAGAACGAUACCGUGGCGACCGCUCGCGAUCGCGGGAGCGCCAGCGCCAUCGGUCGCGCUCUAAAGACCGCCGCUAUAGAUAA